Fukomys damarensis (Damara mole-rat) is the source of this 7288-nucleotide messenger RNA. RefSeq names its product signal peptide, CUB domain and EGF like domain containing 3 (gene Scube3). Gene Ontology annotation, molecular function: calcium ion binding. Gene Ontology annotation, cellular component: cell surface. The record is from RefSeq and is a predicted model, not a curated record. The transcript is spliced from 23 exons. The coding region runs from base 1 to 3414 and encodes 1137 amino acids. Gene Ontology annotation, biological process: signal transduction. Lineage: Eukaryota; Metazoa; Chordata; Mammalia; Rodentia; Bathyergidae.
AUGGGGCGAGACGGGGGUGAGAAAGAGUUGGAAUACGCGAUUUGGCCCGGUUGGGCCCAGCUGCUUCGAAGUGCUAAACGGCUGUGUCCCCCGUGUCGGGCUGCGUCGUGGGCACGCCCGUGUGUCCACCUCUGCCGCAGCCUCCCCGGCACCUCGCGCCCUCUUUGUCUCCUGGCGGAGGUGCGCGUGCAAACCUGCGCCCCUCGCACCCUCGCUCCCCUGCUCUCGGGGCGGACGAGCCGGAGCUCGGUGCUGUCUGGUCUGGAGCCGAGUGGGGCUUGCAUUGAUCCAUUGAUUGUGCGCGGUCUGCGCCUGACCUCCCUGCUCCCGGGGAAGCCGUCUCCAUGGAGACCGGGCCCGCUCCCCCAGCGCCGGAUUAAGAGGGGAUUUUGCUCUUGGGAAACCCACCUGCAAGAUACUGCUCCAGGGCUACCCCGAGGGUCUCACGUGUCUCCCUCUGCCCCUGCAGACGUGGAUGAGUGUGUGGAGGGGACUGACAACUGCCACAUCGAUGCUAUCUGCCAGAACACGCCUCGGUCAUACAAGUGCAUCUGCAAGUCCGGCUACACAGGGGACGGCAAACACUGCAAAGAUGUGGAUGAGUGUGAGCGAGACGACAGUGCAGGCUGUGUGCACGACUGUGUCAACAUCCCGGGUAACUACCGAUGCACCUGCUACGACGGCUUCCACCUGGCACACGAUGGACACAACUGUCUGGAUGUGGAUGAGUGCGCCGAGGGCAACGGCGGCUGUCAGCAGAGCUGUGUCAACAUGAUGGGCAGCUACGAGUGCCACUGCCGAGAAGGCUUCUUCCUCAGCGACAACCAGCACACCUGCAUCCAGCGGCCGGAAGAAGGAAUGAACUGCAUGAACAAGAACCAUGGCUGUGCCCACAUUUGCCGCGAGACCCCCAAAGGGGGUAUUGCCUGUGAAUGCCGCCCUGGCUUCGAGCUCACCAAGAACCAGCGGGACUGUAAAUUGACGUGCAACUAUGGAAACGGUGGCUGCCAGCACACGUGUGACGACACAGACCAGGGCCCCCGCUGCGGCUGCCAUGUCAAGUUUGUGCUCCACGCCGACGGCAAGACGUGCAUCGGGGAAAGGCGGCUAGAGCAGCACAACCCCACUCAGGCCGUUUCUAAUGAGACCUGUGCUGUCAACAACGGGGGCUGUGACAGUAAGUGCCACGAUGCAGCAGCGGGGGUCCACUGCAGCUGCCCUGUGGGCUUCAUGCUGCAGCCAGACAGGAAGACCUGCAAAGACAUAGACGAGUGCCGCCUGAACAAUGGGGGCUGUGACCACAUUUGCCGAAACACAGUGGGCAGCUUCGAAUGCAGCUGCAAGAAAGGCUAUAAGCUGCUCAUCAAUGAGAGGAACUGCCAGGAUAUCGACGAGUGUUCCUUUGACCGGACCUGUGACCACGUCUGUGUCAACACCCCAGGAAGCUUCCAGUGCCUCUGCCACCGUGGCUACCUGCUGUAUGGCGUCACCCACUGUGGGGAUGUUGAUGAGUGCAGCGUCAACCGAGGAGGCUGCCGCUUUGGCUGCAUCAACACUCCGGGCAGCUACCAAUGUACCUGCCCCACGGGCCAGGGCCGGCUGCACUGGAACGGCAAGGACUGCACAGAGCCAGUGAAGUGUCAAGGCAACCCUGGUGCCUCCAAAGCCAUGCUCAGCUGCAACAGGUCUGGCAAGAAGGACACCUGUUCCCUGACCUGCUCCUCCCGGGCCCGGUUUUUGCCAGAGUCAGAGAAUGGCUUCACGGUGAGCUGUGGCACCCCCAGCCCACGGGCUGCCACCGCCCGAGCUGGCCAUCCUGGGAACAGCACCAGCUCCAGCCAGUGCCAUGAGGCUGCAGUGCUGUCGGUUAAACAGCGAGCCUCCUUCAAGGUCAAGGACGCCAAGUGCCGUUUGCACCUGCGGAACAAAGGCAAACUGGAGGAGGCCAGCAGAACCCCAGGGCCAGGUGCUGCUCCCUGCGCUGACUGCCAGGUCACCUUCAUCCACCUCAAGUGUGACUCCUCCAGGAAGGGCAAGGGCCGCCGGGCCCGGACCCCUCCAGGCAAGGAGGUCACCCGGCUCUCCCUGGAACUGGAAGCAGAGGUCAGGGCUGCAGAAACCACAGCGGGUUGCGGGCUGCCCUGCCUGCGACAGCGGAUGGAGCGGCGACUCAAAGGAUCUCUGAAGAUGGUCAGAAAGUCCAUCAACCAGGACCGCUUCCUGCUGCGCCUGGCUGGCCUCGACUAUGAGCUGGCCCAUAAGCCAGGCCUGGGAGCCGGGGAGCGAGCGGAGCUGGUGGAGGUCUGCAGGCCCGGGCAGCACCGUGCUGGGGCCAAGUGUGUCAGCUGCCCGCAGGGAACGUAUUACCACGGCCAGACGGAGCAGUGUGUGCCAUGCCCAGCGGGCACCUUCCAGGAGAGAGAAGGGCAGCUCUCCUGCGACCUUUGCCCUGGGAGUGAUGCCCACGGGCCUCUUGGAGCCACCAACAUCACCACAUGUGCAGGUCAGUGCCCGCCUGGUCAACACUCUGUAGAUGGGUUUAAGCCCUGCCAGCCAUGCCCACAUGGCACCUACCAACCCGAAGCGGGACGGACCCUGUGCUUCCCGUGUGGUGGGGGCCUCACAACUAAGCAGGAGGGGGCCAUCUCCUUCCAAGACUGUGACACCAAAGUCCAGUGCUCCCCGGGGCACUACUACAACACCAGCAUCCACCGCUGUAUCCGCUGUGCCAUGGGCUCCUAUCAGCCUGACUUCCGUCAGAACUUCUGCACCCGCUGUCCAGGAAACACCAGCACUGACUUUGAUGGCUCCACCAGCGUGGCCCAGUGCAAGAAUCGUCAGUGUGGUGGGGAACUAGGUGAGUUCACUGGCUAUAUCGAGUCCCCCAACUACCCGGGCAACUACCCCGCCGGCGUGGAAUGCAUCUGGAACAUCAACCCCCCACCCAAGCGCAAGAUCCUUAUCGUGGUGCCCGAGAUCUUCCUGCCGUCUGAGGACGAGUGUGGGGACGUGCUCGUCAUGAGAAAGAACUCCUCCCCAUCUUCCAUUACCACUUACGAGACCUGUCAGACCUACGAGCGCCCAAUCGCUUUCACGGCGCGGUCCCGGAAGCUCUGGAUCAACUUCAAGACAAGCGAGGCCAACAGCGCCCGAGGCUUCCAGAUUCCCUAUGUUACCUACGAUGAGGACUAUGAGCAGCUGGUGGAGGACAUCGUGCGGGAUGGCCGGCUCUAUGCCUCCGAAAACCACCAGGAGAUCUUAAAGGACAAGAAGCUCAUCAAGGCCUUCUUUGAAGUGCUGGCCCACCCCCAGAACUACUUCAAGUACACAGAGAAGCACAAGGAAAUGCUACCAAAGUCCUUCAUCAAGCUGCUCCGCUCCAAAGUGUCCAGCUUCCUGAGGCCCUACAAAUAGUACCCCCACCUCAGAGACCCAGCUUCCGGAGCCCUCAGACUCCUUAGUCCUCAGAGCUGGCAGCCCCUACCCUCAGGCAAGGAACAAGUCCUCUCUUUCUUCUUGGAGGAAAAAAAUCACUACACAGACCAGGCACUCUCCCUUUCUGUCUUUCUAGUUUCCUUGUCUCUCUCUUUUUUCUGUCUCUUUCUACUGAUUUCCUACAUGCUGCCCAGAAAAGCCAUUCUGUGCUGGCUUCCCGCCCUAAGGGUGAAGGACAGUGCUGCCCCUCCCCUGCCCACCUCACCAGCUCACACCCCUGCCCCAUCCGUUUGAAAGGGUACUCAAGGCCCACGUAGGAAGUGAGUCCACUAGGGAACGGGGAAGGAGAGGAGGGGCUUCUGACUUUCUAGGGUUGUGCCUUGCUAGCAAGGAGCCAAAGGGUCCCCUGGCUGUGCUCCCCAGGGUGACUCUUUAUCAGUCCAGGGUUCUGCCAAAGACGCCUUUGGUUUCCUGGCUUGAUGCCAGCACGGGUCUGCUGGGGCACAUGGUUUGAGCCCUGGGCUGCCCGUGCAGCUGGCUUUCUUACCUAUAAAGCUCCUCUCUUCCCCCCACUACACGUCUGCCGGGGGUAGACUCCAUAAGGGUUUACAGAUGGCCCCCACCACCGGCCUAGUGGACUCCGCUGAAUGAGGAAAAGCAGCGAGCAUUGCGGGUGCAUCGCUGUGGCUCCCUGAAAGACUGUAGCUCUGCAGGACAGAAAACAGGUUUUAAAGCAUUGCCAAAAGGAAAGAAAAGAAAAAAAAAAGGAAAGGAAAUGUAUCAUCUAAGGAACUAAAGGAAAGAACAAUUGGAAGCCGGCCUCAAACAGGAAUCCCUUUUCUUACUUGUCCCCCUGGCCCAGCCACACCUUCACCCCCCCAGUGCUCCCCGGGGGAGCCCUACUCCCCUUACUAAGUGUUGCCCUUGGAAACCUGGCUGUUGACCACAGCCAGCCUGGGCCUCGGCCCACGGUCACUUGUCCCUUGUUGCCCUAGGUGGCUUGUGGGCACCAACGAAGAGGACCCUGCUCUACAGCCAGCCUGGAAGGCCACCUACCGCUGGCCUCCAGCUGUGGACAGCAAGAGGAAUGUGUGCACUUGGCCAGCCUCCUGCCCACCCGUCCACAUCUAAUAAGUGCAAUCAUUUUGAGUCUUUCUAUGUUGUCUAGAGGGAGGGGUUUUUGUUUUUUGUUUCCUUUUUCUCUAUUAGAACAACCCUAUUUAUAGCUGUCCAAGAGAGAAGAGUGUAUGUACAGAGUGGAAGAGUAUCAGUUCUGAAUCUCAUGAACCUUGAGUGCUGGAGCAUCUGAUCUGUUUCAUCUGUGGCCACUCAGACCUCUAGGGCCCUUGGCUGGGCCAACCCAGGGCUACAGCUCAGAGGCAUCUGACGUGUAGGACAGGGAUUCUGGGGACUUGAUGGAGCAGGAUGGAGAGGGAUGUGUUCACGAAUCCAAUCCUGCUGUUGCUGUGCCUCUCCGUGGAUUCAGCAUGAACCUUGUGACUACAGAGGAUGAUGAACCUGAUCAGUGAUUCUCCACUCCAAGAAGGGAAAACCUCCACCUUUUCCCUGUCUUCAUCAUGUUUUCCCCAGUGUGCACAUGGAAGAAGACUGGCACAGAUCCCCGGUGAUGGGCUGACUCAGGCUUCUGAGGCCACAGACAUGGCUGAAGGAGCAAGAGUAGGACAGUCGCCCAGGCAUGAAGCUGGUAACGGGAACAGAUGUUUGCCUGACCUUGGCCAUUUUCCUCUUAGAGUUGGCUUCAAACCUGCCUCAACUACUGUUUUUCAAAAGGAAGAAGAAUCAAGUCCAAACCUAAACCCUGCACACACUCUACCCUAGUCAAACUGCUGCCUGUAAAAUCCUUUUCCAUUUGCUCUUUCUAGUUCCCGAGAGCUGUAGUCCUGCUCAAAGGCUAUCAGCUGACUCCUCAGGUCCAGUUUCAGGUGACUCUCCCAGACAACUGUUCCCCCAAGAGAUUCAACACUAAAUAAAGGGACUUGGAACCACCUCUGGCCUUAGGCUGUGGGCAGCAGCCUUGGUCAAUAACAUUCACCAGCCAAAACAAGCCUUAGCAGUAGGUAGUAGGUGGCACAGCUAGAUCCUCUGACAUCUGGGCAUAGAGGGUCUGCCAUCUUCAUCUCUCUUGGUCAAAGAGGGCCACCAUAAAGUUGUUAAAUGGCUGUGUCCAAGCAAGGGAAAUGCUUGAAUCAACUUUGAUCAUCCUAUUUCCAUACCUGAAACUAGGUUCCUCUCUUCCAUUCUGCAUCUGUUUGGGGAAGCCAAACAAUAGAGGUGCUUCUCAAAUGAUGCCUUUCAGGGUCUGGCUUCUCCUUGCUCCCAUCCUUUCCUGUCACACCACACAUAUGCAUAGAUACGCUUCCUCCAGGCACUUAUUUCAUGGUUUGUGGGGCCUGAAAAUGAAUUCCACCAUAUGGAGCCUAUAGACUACUGGGUUUCUUAACUGACACCAAGUCAGGUCUUGGUGAGCAGGUGAAGAGCUGCUAUUGUCCACCACAUUUAAGUCAUCAAAGUUAGGGAUUAGGAUCUAGGCAAGCUGCUGCAGACCCUAAAGAGGAAACACCUGGGGCAUCACACUAGUGGUUAAGGGGACUGAAUAGAGUCGGUACUCAGGGACUCUGUAGGGAUUUACAGGUCAGACAAGAGUCUUUACCAGUGAAGGGAAAAGGGAAGGUAUAUCUAGGAACCCUUCACAAACUGACCCAGAAGCCUCCCUGCAGAGUAAGGUGUUUGUGGGGCCACAGAACUGAGGCCUCAUUCAUUUUAGUACCAAACUUUCUCUGAUCUGAGUCUGAGAAUGGGAAACUAUUUCCUCAAGGGCCCAAGCGCCAAAUGAUGCCUAUCAUAUCCUUAUAUCCUUCGUGACAUUGCAACUUUUAUCUUUCGGUGUCAUCAGAACAGGCCCAUUCCUAAAUCUGAGAGAAUUCUCAGAAUCAGGAGAAAAAUGACCAGAGCCUGGACUUGAGCAGCCCAGCGCCUGCCUAGAAAUCCCCAAAGGCUCAUCACUGAGCUGUCUGCUCUGACUUGGCCAGUAUGAAGCCAAGGAGACUCAGAUUUGGGCCAAAAGGUCAGUAAUCCAGUCCUGUCUUUGGCUCCAAUGAAACUUUUUUAUGUCCCAGAAGUGUUCUCCAUACGCGUGUUUGAAGUAAUUCUGGAAUGGAUUAGGAGGUCACAUCUCAAUGUCAGAGAAUGUUACAGAACCUUCAGAUGUUUAUAUUUGCUGCUUUACCUCAAUAUGAGAGCCUCAAAGGAGGUGGAUAGAAAUAGUAUAACUGGCCAUAAGCAGAAAAUGAUACCUGCCUAGUCUUUUUCUUAUGGAAACAAAUGCCAAGGGUUCCUUUCAAUUUGAUCUAUUUUAAAGGUAGCACAGCUUGUCCUUGGGCCAUUAUUUGGACUAGGAAAUAUUCCUUAAGAAAAUACAUGAUUAGAGGGAAAUAGAGUCCCCAGUACUGUUAUCAGCUUAUCUGGACAACACAGACUACAGCAGUUUGGACAAACUAAAAACUUUAUUCUGUGUAAAAUGAACUGAAGUUUUUCAGAGAAUAAUAUCACCAUGUGGGAGGCUUUUUUUUUUAAUGCAGAAGAAAUCUCAAAAAAUUAUAUUUAUAUCUGGCUUCCACUGCUGCCAAUAGAUUAAGCAUCUCCUACACAACCAACAUAAACAGCAAAUGAUGCAGUUCAUAGAGUAUUUUGCACUUGGGGAAAAUAUGUAUCUGAACUUGUAAAAAGAAAUGUUUGGAUUUUGUAUUGUCUUUUUUAUUAUUAUUAUUAUUAAAAUACUAAAUGAAACUUUUCAGCCUGGCAUCUUUUUCUCUAUCUCAGUAGCUUAACCUAC